UUUGUUACAUUAAAUCGUGCAUAUCAUCGUUGUUGUUACCAUAGUUUUUUAUGUGGUAGUGUGGUACCAAGGAUUACCUAUAAUACAUUCAACGUUGCUUUACGCGUGUCGUUGUGCUUCAUGUAUAUUAACUGUGAAAUACUGUGUCCGAGUCGACAUAUUUUUUUUCAAUUUCUCAUUAAUAACAAAUUUAUCACGGUAUUUAUUACGGUUUUGAACAAUGGAGGAUGAUAAUAUACUUAUUAAUUUUUCUGAACAAUUUGCCUCUAAAUAUGAUAUAAAAGUAAUAGCUAAUGAUGGAGUACCCGUAAUAAUUUUUAAAUUUGAUGAAGAUAUUAUUGAAAUACUUGUAACAUCAUUCAAUACAAUUAAAAAUCAAAUAAUGAUUAAAUGUCUUAUGAAUGAUGAAUCAAUUGGAGAGAAAAUGAUAAAUCUUGAAAAUUUGUUAAGUAUUAAGUAUUUGCAAUCAAAAUUUAAAGAUGGUCAUCCUCAAAUCUUAAUAUCUCAAAGUAUUUCACAUCAUUGGAAGAUUGAUUCAAAUAAGAAUAGAGUAGAACAAAAAGAUUUGAAAAUUUGGAUGGAUGCUAUUGAAUGGUUUUUUCGUGAACUUAAAGAUAUUUGCUUGUCCGAAGAGAGUAUUUUAUAUAAGAAUAUUAUGAUAUCCAGUUUGGAUUUGAUUCCAACAUCAAAUAAUUUAACUAUUGAUAUCACUGAAAAGUUGUCAAAUAUCAAGAUGUAUGAAAUUGCUACAGAAUAUAACAAAUUUUGUUCUAAGCAUAAAUUUGUUCGUUUACCUGGACCAAAAUCAAAAAAUAGAUUCACUGCCACUUCUGAUCACAACAUGGCAUUACUGCCAUGUAUGAAAGCUAGAGAUUCAAGAUACUAUCGAUUUUGAAAAGAGUAAAAAAGCGAAAUUAAAGUUGACAUUAAGCUCUUAUAUUAAAUUUAAUUAAUUUAAUAUUCUAAUAUUGACUUCAAUAAUCGAGUUAUUGGUUUUUGAUGUAUGUUUAAUUUUUUUAUCAUUAGUUUAUGUAUGUAUUUUUUAUAAAUUAAUUUUUACUACGGUGUAUCCAAAAUAUUUUUGUACUUAAAUUAAAUUACAUUUUGUGAUUAGAAGUGUAACUGUGUAACUGUGU
Molecule: messenger RNA, 1136 nt
Organism: Sipha flava (yellow sugarcane aphid)
Lineage: Eukaryota; Metazoa; Arthropoda; Insecta; Hemiptera; Aphididae
Exons: 3
Coding region: 221-895 (224 amino acids)
Source: RefSeq, a predicted model, not a curated record